Messenger RNA from Gaeumannomyces tritici R3-111a-1, 622 nucleotides. RefSeq lists its product as hypothetical. Bases 1 to 216 code for a protein of 71 amino acids. NCBI's taxonomy places the organism in Eukaryota, Fungi, Ascomycota, Sordariomycetes, Magnaporthales, Magnaporthaceae. The record is from RefSeq and is a predicted model, not a curated record. The transcript is spliced from 3 exons.
AUGCCCAAGUUCCCCAGACUGAUGAUGGAGAGGCCGGGAUGGGACAUGGGAUGGGACAUGGGAUCCCUGAUACCGUCAGCGAUAGACUGCCUGUUACCUGACACCCUGACACAGGCCCGGACUGCUGACCGGGACGGAAUCCAGGCGGCUGGCAGCAACAACCAAAUGUCAAGGCCAAAUGUCAAGUGUGGGUGCAUCAUCAAUGCGGCCCCAUAAAGACGCCGUCCACUAGCUGGCAGGAACCCGCACACACACCAUCAGAUCAGGGAAAGCCAGCCCUUCAGCGCGAGCAGCCACCAGCGCCCUUACGCUUUGCCACUGGGAAUUGCCCGCAUAUCUGACCGAUGGUGGGGUCAUGUAUGCAUGGAAUCAAUCUGUCGGUUGGUUGGGUGAGCACUUGGCUGGCAGACGAGCGAGCAGUUGACAGCGCAGGCCUGUGCCUGUGCUUUCCAUCUGGAGGGAGUCGAGGCAACAGCUGGAGCCAACUGUUCGCCGGCCGAGUCAAGACCUUGGGCUGUCCACCGACCCCAAAGCACGCAAUCAAUUGCUGCGAACAAACUCCACCUGGCCACUUGCGUCGGGAUUUAUAUAUGAUAGGAAAUAAAUACCAAACGUUACGUAC